Molecule: messenger RNA, 723 nt
Organism: Varanus komodoensis (Komodo dragon)
Lineage: Eukaryota; Metazoa; Chordata; Lepidosauria; Squamata; Varanidae
Product: tetraspanin-1-like
Exons: 7
Coding region: 1-723 (240 amino acids)
Cellular component (GO): membrane
Source: RefSeq, a predicted model, not a curated record
AUGGGUUGCUUCUCCUUCCUGAAGAUCAUGAUGUUUGUGUUCAAUGGUGUGAUAUUUCUGGGGGGCCUGGCUUUGCUCGGAGUUGGCAUCUGGGUGAAGAUAGAUAGCAGUUCCUUUGUGAAGGUCCUGGGAACAGUAACUCCACAGUUGAUGCAGCUGGUCCAUGCGGGCUAUCUGUGCAUGGGAGUUGGUGCCUUUCUCAUCCUCAUGGGCUUCACGGGAUGCUGCGGGGCCAUAAAGGAAAGUAAAUGCCUGCUUCUACUGUUCUUUGCAGUCACACUGAUUCUCUUCGCAGUGGAAUUAGCAGGUGCUGCUGUGGUGCUGGCUUUCUGCUCUGUGGCUGAUAUAUUUGUUGACUACUUGAAAAACUGGGCCACAAACUCCUUAAAAGUGGACUAUGGGAGACAAGAGGACAUCACAGCCAUUUGGGACGCUACAAUGAAAGAGCUGAAUUGCUGUGGAUUCAACAACUAUGGUGAUUUCAACACUUCCUACUUCUAUCAAACUUAUGGGAAAUAUCCCUCCUUUUGCUGCCUAGCCAGCAGAGAAUGCCAAGAAUUUGCAGUUGACCACAGCAAGCAGGGCUGCUUGCAUGAAUUUGAAGUCUUCCUGAGCAACAACGGGAAAAUUGUUGCAGGAGUGGCUCUUGCCAUUGGGGUGCUUGAGCUGGCUGCCAUGACUGUCUCCUUAAUCCUGUAUUGUCAGAUUGGCACACAUGGCUGA